AGUGCAUCAGCAACUCAGCAAGACAAGCAGAGCGGAGAUCGAUCACUCAUCACUUGGUGUAGUAGUAGUAGAUCGAGCUAGCACUCCUAGCAUAGCAGCUUGCAAUGGCAAUGUCGACCAUGGAGGUCGAGCAGGACCUCCCCGGCUUCCGGUUCCACCCCACGGAGGAGGAGCUCCUGGGCUUCUACCUCUCCCGCGUCGCCCUCGGCAAGAAGCUCCACUUCGACAUCAUCGGCACACUCAACAUCUACCGCCACGACCCCUGGGAUCUCCCAAGGAUGGCCAAGAUCGGGGAGAGGGAGUGGUACUUCUUCGUGCCGCGUGACCGGAAGGCCGGCAGCGGCGGCCGGCCGAACCGGACGACGCAGCGCGGGUUCUGGAAGGCGACGGGGUCCGACAGGGCCAUCCGGAGCACCGCCGACCCCAAGCGGGUCAUCGGCCUCAAGAAGACGCUCGUCUUUUACCAGGGCCGCGCGCCGCGGGGCACCAAGACGGACUGGGUCAUGAACGAGUAUCGCCUCCCCGACGCCGGCAUCGCAACGGAGGGGCCGCCCAAGGAGGACAUGGUGCUGUGCAAGAUAUACCGGAAGGCCACGCCGCUCAAGGAGCUCGAGCAGAGGGCCUCCGCAAUGGACGAGAUGAUGACGCAGAGGCCCAGCGGCUGCGGCGGCGUGGCGAGGACGUCUCUGGUUCCGGCCACAGCCGGCCACGACUACGUAUCAUCGUCCGACCACGUCCAGGACAAUUUCCUGUUCCACUCCUCUUCGUCAUCGUCAGCGGCGCUGUCUGGCAACAGCACGAACUACGGCACAUGCAGGGAAGCCAAGAAGGAGGCGGACGUCACCACAGUGACGGUGGCGUCGACGCCGUCUCUGCCGCAAGCGGCGAACCAGUCCUACAACUUCCAGCUCCCGGCGGCGAACCAGUCCUGCACCUUUGAGCCCCCAGCGGCGAAUGCACCCUGCAGCCUCCAGCUACCGGUGGCGAGCAAUGGGAUGUUCGAACUGCCCAGCCUACAGCUCCCGGCUUCGAGCCACGGAGUGUUCGACUGGCUGCAGGAACCGUUCCUGACGCAGCUGCGGAGCCCGUGGCAGGAUCAGCAUUGCCUGUCCCCCUACGCACAUCUGCUCUACUAUUGAGGGAUGGAAACCGAGAGAACUAGCAAUCUGGUGAUAAACUCACGAUGACGAGAUCGAUUGCUAGUGAUGCAAGUUAUGCAAGCUCGGAGUGUAGAGUAGAGUUAGAUGUGGACUCAGUUCAUCUUUUGUUCGGUUUGUGCAUUUGAUGAAGCGAGGAUGCCUUAGCAUUAAUUGCGGUUGCAGAACUACGUAAGCACGCAUGAAUUAACUUAGGAACUGUUUUUGUC
Lolium perenne is the source of this 1366-nucleotide messenger RNA. Its product is annotated as NAC domain-containing protein 22-like. Gene Ontology annotation, biological process: regulation of DNA-templated transcription. Gene Ontology annotation, molecular function: DNA binding. The record is from RefSeq and is a predicted model, not a curated record. NCBI's taxonomy places the organism in Eukaryota, Viridiplantae, Streptophyta, Magnoliopsida, Poales, Poaceae.